Fonsecaea pedrosoi CBS 271.37 is the source of this 468-nucleotide messenger RNA. RefSeq lists its product as uncharacterized. The record is from RefSeq and is a predicted model, not a curated record. Gene Ontology annotation, molecular function: oxidoreductase activity. Bases 1 to 468 code for a protein of 155 amino acids. Lineage: Eukaryota; Fungi; Ascomycota; Eurotiomycetes; Chaetothyriales; Herpotrichiellaceae. The transcript is spliced from 2 exons.
AUGGCGGAAGAGAACUAUGCGAAUCCCACGGGGCCCGUGACAAUCGGGAGCUUCAUCCACAAGAAACCAGGCAUGACGGAGGAAGACUUCUACCGGUAUUGGUAUACGCGUCACGGCGCCCUGGUCGCCCCAUGGGCCGAGAAAUACGGUCUCAUCGGAUACCGCCAGUUCCAUACUCCAUCAGCAAUCCGCAAAAAGUGGACAGACCUGACCGGCGUUCCUUGUGUGGACUGCGACGGGUUCGCUGAGGCAACCUUCUCCAGUAUCGAGGGAUACCUGUCGGCAUCGCAGGACUCGUACUGGCAAGAAGUGGUGAACCCGGACCACGACAACUUCUGGGACAGCACGGCAAACACGACGAUCUCGCCGGGAUUGUGUUCCAUGGCGGGAACUGUACGCUGGGUGAUCAAGGACGGAAAGGUGAUGCCUGAUUUCAAGAAGGGGGCGCAGGAUAAUGUACAGACGUGA